Toxoplasma gondii ME49 is the source of this 3352-nucleotide messenger RNA. Its product is annotated as 3-methyl-2-oxobutanoate hydroxymethyltransferase. Gene Ontology annotation, cellular component: mitochondrion. Gene Ontology annotation, biological process: pantothenate biosynthetic process. Lineage: Eukaryota; Apicomplexa; Conoidasida; Eucoccidiorida; Sarcocystidae. The coding region runs from base 1 to 2910 and encodes 969 amino acids. The record is from RefSeq and is a predicted model, not a curated record. Gene Ontology annotation, molecular function: 2-dehydropantoate 2-reductase activity; magnesium ion binding; 3-methyl-2-oxobutanoate hydroxymethyltransferase activity. The transcript is spliced from 15 exons.
AUGCUUCGUCAAUCUUGUUUUAUGACUCCGUCAUUGCGGAGGCUUUUCUUCGCGCUUCCUAAAACAGCCGGCUGUCGAGGCGUUUUUCCAUUCGAACAAAUAUAUCGGGCGACGACGCUUCCACGUUCGCGUUCCCCCGCACAAGAGUGUGCAUUCUGCAAGCAAGCAGUGCCUCCCAUAUUUCCUUGUUCUGGUUCUAAUCGGUCUUUCGCAUCCUUUGCGCUUCGUCGUCGAAGGGACUUACCAGUCUGUCUUUCUGAAAGACGGGGAUUUGUGCAAGGUGGUUGCAUACAGGACUUCCGGCGAAGAGCCUCCAUAGAAACGCAAGGCAACAGCAACAGCUGUUUCCAUGGCCUUGUUGGCCACGCUUCUGUAGAGGUUGAAAGACUGCAGACUCAACGCGAUGUCGGCUCAGAUACCCCAAAAUAUAGCAUUCUGCCCGGCUAUUUGAAUCGCGGGCGACCAGAGCGCAAGGCCGAACAGGGCAGACAGAUCGUCGUCAAUAGAAGCCCUUUUGCCGCGCGGUUUAUGCCAGAUUGUUUGCCGUUGAGAUCAUCUAUAUCCGCUCACGCUAUCGACGGCAGUGGUUUUCUUCAUGCGCCAUCCACAGCAGGUCGAUCCGUGGAUACCGUCGUCGAAUCGGGACGUUGGUUUCUUGUCCAGAACAGGCUCGUGCACGGCCAAGCAGGAGCGGCACUGCCUCUAGGCAAACCUCUUAGUAUGGCCCGCCUUCUGCAAAAAAAAGAGCGGGGCGAGAAGAUAUCGAUGGUGACGUCUUACGACGUCAAUACCGCCCGAAUCCUUGACUCGGCCCUCAUAGACAUGCAGCUGGUGGGCGAUUCCCUCGCAAAUGUAAUUCUAGGUUUGGACAGCACGGCAUUGGUGGAUCUGGACACUAUGAUUCUUUUCUCCAAGCACGUCAAACAAGCCUGCCAACGGUCGGUUGUCGUUUUCGACCUUCCGUACGGGUCGUAUCACACGAAAGAGGCCGCUGUUGAGUCGGUCGUACGGGUUGUAAAGCAAACUGGCAUCACGGCGGUAAAGCUGGAAGGCUUUUGCCCAGAGAUUGUGAAGGCACUCCGAGACCAUGUCAGCGUCAUCUGCCACCUUGGCGUUCAACCUCAGACUGCCCAGUCCAUGGACUCCCGAGGCAAGAAUGCGCAAAGUGCUUUGGAGUUGCUUCGACAAUCGCUGGCUCUGGAGGCCGCUGGCUGCCAAAUGAUCGUGCUGGAGAAAGUCUGCUCUGAGGUCGCUGAGGUCAUCACAGCCAAACUCAAAAUUCCUACUAUUGGUGUUGGCUCAGGCCCGAGCUGUGACGGCCAGGUUCUUGUGUUCCACGACAUGUGCGGUUUGGCUCCAGUGGGUCCGAAAUUCAAGUUCGUCAAGCAGUAUGCGAAUGUCCAUCCUGACCUUCAGGCUGCGGCGAAUCAGUUCCGCAGAGAUGUGGAAAAGAGCGUGUUUCCAGCUAUCGAACACUCCUUCUUCAUGAUACCGACAGAGCGUGCAAAGUUUUACGCUCGCAUCGAUGAAGGUCUCGAUGUACAGCUCGGGGGCGAGACGAGGAGCGCGGCCACCAGCUCUCAGGAACGCGAAAGAGAUCAAGGCCUGCCAACACCGUCCAUUGUCCGCGGGUGGGUAGCUGCGGGUCUGGUGAAUAAGCCAGGUUCCAGUUCGACGAAUGCCGCUCGACUCGCGUCUACCCCACUUCGUUCCUCUGAAGAUGAACAGGCAUGCCAGCCUAUGCUUCAAGGGGGUUCACAGGCUCUUCCACAAGAGACCACGGGCACAGACCUCAAGCGCGUGUGUGUUCGAGGUGGCGGGGCCAUGGGCCAGCUGGUAGCUUGGAAACUCGCGAGCGUUCCUGGACUGGAGGUCGUCAUCGCGACGCACCGGCAGGAGUUGAAGGAAGCUGUCGAUCGACAGGGGAACCUGCUGCUCAUCGAGAAGUCCCCAAACGGAACACAGGGGUCCGAUGCUUACGGCGACAUCGAAGGGAGACCUGUGAGAGUCGUCGUCAUGGGAGAAGGCCUAGACAAAGUUGAGAAGCUUGACGAGGAACCGUUUGACGCGGUUAUAAUUUGCACCCAGUCCUGGCAGACUGCCGAAGCAGGCGCCUUUGCACUGGCUAACCUGAAGCCAGACGGAAUCGUUGCGACAGUGCAGAACGGGCUGGAAGCCCCACGAAUUCUGCGCGGCAUCUUUGGUGACGCCUUGGCCUCUCGGCCAAAUGCACCCUCUCGUUCCACCCAGGCACGGGCAUGUUCAACGCCAAGCGAGCAGUGCGGGGUUUCAUCCCUGCCAGGAGACAGUGGGAAGGAGGAACUGUCCGGAACUGCCGGCUCUCCUUCUCUUGUAUUUGCUCCCACAUCUUACGGCGCCCUAGAACAGGCCGCAGGACACGUGCUGCUGACCGGCGAAGGGCAGAUCCGCCUGGGUCUGUCAUCACCAAACGAAAGGAGCACCGCAUUGUCCAGCCUUUCCGCUUUGCUCAGACGCGCAGGCACUGACGUUAUGGAGGAAGACCCAUUCGAUGUGCAGGUGGCUAUCUGGCAGAAAGCCUCAGUCAGCUGCUACGUCAAUGCCGUCACAGCCAUUCUAGGAUGCCGUAACGGCGAUGUGGCGCACCCGCUACUGGAGCCACUGAGGCGGCGCAUUGUCGAGGAGGUGGUCUCUGUCGCUCGAGCUCAAGGAAUUCCCGUUGACUUCGAGGCUACGGAUCAGCUGGUUGUCGAUGGGAUUCAGAAGACAGCCAGAAAUUUCUCGUCCAUGCUUGUGGACGUCCAGAAACGAAGGCAGACAGAAAUCGAUGGCAUCAACGGUGAAGUCGUAAAAAUGGGCCGAAAGGUUGGCGUGCCUACCCCGGCGACAGAGACUCUUAUGAAUCUCGUCAAGUUCAUCACCGAGCGAUAGCUUCUCAAUGACUCGCCCGCAGCGUGAUUGUCGCCACUCAAACAGGAGCAGAAAACACAGAAGCUACUUCACACAACGACCGCGUAAAUGGCGCAGUGUCAGUGUGCUUCGCUCUUUUUCCUGUCGAAUAGUGCAAAAGCAAAUAUGUGCGCAUAUCCAUUUUUCCGCUACUGUGUGUUCCCCAAUGUCUUCGUGGCAUGCAUGUGAAAGGGGACCAGUCCGUGCUCAGUUACGGGGAUAAAUACAGGUGAAGAAUACUACUCGAAAGCUCACCGGUUCCACGGAAACAAAUACAGGAGUGAGGACCCAUGGGCUCCUCACAACUACAUCGUCGUGCUGGUUGGCGGACACACAAUGGGUGGUCAGGUGGUGACGUGUGAAUGACCAUUCUGAUGUGAGGCUUCACGACUCCACCAGCAUUUUUCAAUUUUGCUUUGAUGUC